Messenger RNA from Lineus longissimus, 2128 nucleotides. RefSeq names its product beta-1,3-galactosyl-O-glycosyl-glycoprotein beta-1,6-N-acetylglucosaminyltransferase-like. Gene Ontology annotation, cellular component: membrane. Gene Ontology annotation, molecular function: acetylglucosaminyltransferase activity. The transcript has 4 exons. The record is from RefSeq and is a predicted model, not a curated record. The coding region runs from base 651 to 2021 and encodes 456 amino acids. Lineage: Eukaryota; Metazoa; Nemertea; Pilidiophora; Heteronemertea; Lineidae.
AUGUCUGUUGACUGUGCUUUAAAAGAUACUGGCAUCAUUAAAGCACAGUCAACAGACACCACUAUACCCCUCACACUCAGAAACCACCAACGCCAACCCCUUCCUGCUACCUUAAUACUUCUGGACCAACCUUACCAACUUGCUUGGUACAUGUUUGCCUUAGAAUUACGACAUCAGUUCUGGGAGUGGACGACUUAUCUUCUACAUGUACACAAUGAAAAGUCCUUCUCACACUCAAUGUCUAUCAUGCAUGCAGGUAAUACAUCAUUUAAACUGCAUUUUAUUCAACUGUAUCAAUUCACGUUACAUCAGUCUGCGCCGGCGUGUUCACAGAGAGCAGACAGUUUUCUUUAUCUGUGCCAACUCAGUUUGUUCCAAUUCGAGUUUGGAGGGAAACAUGUGUGACAUCGUCGAUUUGUAAUCUGUAUCAUGGUCUACAUCAUGACCCGUUGUCCAUUGUACACUGUGAAUUGUCAAUGCUCGCAUGUCAUACAUCCAGGCCGUGUCCUCAUUUCGGUAUCUUUGUCAACUUAACAAACAAUACAUAUUAGGGCGCACUGCUCCACAUUCACAGUGGAGAACGGUACACCAUUAACUUGACACAGGAUUUCCUACAGCAGACGAUGUAUGACUCGUAAGGCCGUAUUCCAAUGAUACGCGCAAACCAUAUUUGGGAAUACGCAUUAACAAUGAAAUGGGAUAAUUCUCUCACUUCUAGCAGACUGGCCACCUAUACCUGGGGAGUUAUGCUAUUCAUUAAGCAAAGAUUAGGCUUACGAAACAAACGAAUAUUCGGUGUGUUUCUCGCCUGUUGCGGUGUACUUGUGAUAUUCUCAAUUCUCUCCAUGACGUACUCCGAACAAGACAAACGGAAGUACGCCGGCCUUCCAUCCUUGACAUUAUGGGAACAAUAUUUACGGCGUCAGCGGAGGAAUACAGCGGUGCCAUAUUGUCGCGGAGUCAUUCAAAAUAAUCAAAUAGAUGUAAAAAAUGCUUUGGAGUAUAUGAGCCGUUCUAAAUGGGAAUAUAUACCAACGCAAAUGUUCGAGCAUUUGACAAAUAUUACGGAGUGUGAGCGAUUUAAAGCCGCACGGAGAUAUUUUGCCAAACCCCUAUCAGAAAAAGAAGCAAAGUUUCCCCUGGCUUAUAGUAUCGUCGUGUUCAAAGAUGUCGAACAAGUCGAAAGGUUACUGAGGGCGAUUUACAUGCCUCAGAACUAUUACUGCAUUCACGUCGACAAAAAAUCACCAAAAGAAAUACAUACUUCCUUGACGAAAAUUGCUGACUGCUUUUCUAAUGUUUUUAUAACCUCCAAGUUAGAAGACGUGAGAUGGGGUGAACAAACUAUGUUACAAGCGGACAUCAACUGCAUGAAGGAUUUGCUUCAGUAUAAAAACUGGCUUUACUUCAUUAAUUUGACAGGACAGGAAUUUCCCCUGGUGUCGAAUCGCGAACUAGUGGACGAUUUAAAGAGACUCAACAACACCAAUGUGAUAGACAGCUUUAAAGAAACGAGUGCAGAGUUUGUAUCAAGGACAAAGGUCAAGUGGGUGCAGAACUCGACUCCACCAUACAACAUCACCAUUUACAAAGGAAAUCUACACAACUUCUUCACACGAGAAUUUGUGGAGUAUGUCAUCAACGAUGAGGUGCCACGUCAUUUUCUAACGUGGUUAAACGACACGUGGGCCCCAGAAGAGUCAUUCUUUGCUUCUUUACAUCAUACUGGUAAUAAGCAUCUCAAUGUACCCGGAUCUCACACUGGUUGGCUACCCGAACCAGGAUUCACCUACCGUUACUGCUUGUGGCACACAGGAGGUGAUAACGCCAAAAACGUGUGCGCAGGAAAAUGGGUUCGGGAUGUGUGUGUGACCGGAGUUGGUGACCUUCCCAAGGUCGUGUCGAGCAGUGGGCUAUUCCUCAAUAAAAUAUACUUAAAUUUCCAACCCCUUACCCUCGACUGUCUCGAGGAAUACCAUAGGAAUAAGACUCUUCGGACUGCAGCGCGAAAUAAUCUUUGAGCAUGUGCAUAUAAAUGUAUAAUAUAGGAUGAGACAGUCAACGACUAGUUUGUUAAGAUCAAUCUAUUCAUCAGAAAACAGGUGCUUUUGAAUGUUCGGAGAAAGGA